CAUAGUAGUAUGUCAAGAGCAGUGUUGCACGUGUUUGUACAAACGUUUGACGAAGGUGACAGUGAUUGUCUGUGAUCCCGGACUUUAUUUCUCCACGGAUAGGAUGGUAGAUAUUACAACAGCUUUGCCAUCCAAUGGAAGGGCGUCAUUAAUUGGACGCACCAGAGGUGCUCUUAGAUCUGUGCGAACCGCUCUAGGAGGAAGCGGGGAAUAUCUUCAGGGCCUAGGGAACAGAAUAGGAUCUGCUCUUAGUAGUAGCUUAGAAGAAAGCGAACUGACUACAACCCCUUCUACGCCAUCAUCAUCUCCGCAAGCACCUGCAUUGCAGCCUAUCAAAUCAGAAGAACAAUUAGGUCGGCGAAAACUCAGGCUUCCGAGAUUUGGCACGGGAUUAUCCUAUGAAGAUUAUGAGGCAAUAGCGCGACACAAAUUAGAACGGCAGGGAAGCGCCAAUCUUUCCAGAACACGAAAAUAUCCGCCUGGGAUGACUUACGAAGAGAUAGCAUCUUCCAGAUCAGUCUCAAGUAAGAAACAGGAGAAUCGAAUUGAACAGGACGAUAUUAGUCCUGAUCGCGACAGCCAGGAAAGUAUAGAGCCCAUUCAGGAGCAGGACAUCAAAGCGACCGGGCCCGAUCCUUACGAGAAAUUGAAUUAUAAAGCAGACAUGCCUUGCAGCAGUGAUUCUACGAGUGAUCAAGAUGGAUACGGACCCAGCACUAGUUUGGAUUCUAACAUGGAUGGUCGCAGAAUAUGGCAAAGAUCAGGUUCAUCGGGGUCUGUUCAGUCCUGGGCUUCGAGUUUAUCAGCUGAUAGUCAAUCGGAGGAAGCUGCCGCAGACUUCAUGAAAGCUUUUGUACCUUUACUAUUCGAUGCGCCUAAUACUAUCGAUCAAGAACAAAAGGCUAAUUUUGGGCAGAUGGUUUUGACAGAAUCGGGAAGAAUAUGGUUCUCGAGGGUAGUAAAUGCGAGAAGAGCACGUGCAUGUGUCACAGAAGCUUCAUUUUAUUCUUUGGCGCAGCAUUUUGCAGUUGCGUUGUUUGAAUGCCAUGAAGCGGAUGAUUUUGCCCCCGCUAAAAGUCUCAUGAACAUGUGCUUCACUUUCUAUCAUGAAGUGGAAGUUCCUGGAUUAGAGCCUUACCGUGAAUAUUUAUACACACAUUUACGCGUUCAACCAAUAUGGACAUCUAUGAGAUUUUGGACAGCUGCUUUUUUUGACGCAGUACAAUGUGAGCGAGCGUCAAGACCGGUACCACCUCGACCGAAAUCCUUAGAUCAGGAAAGUAUCGCCGCUGAAGAUAGAAAGUUUCAAGCAAACAUUGUCUUUGGACAGUUAGGGACUUUUACUUGCAACAUGCAUGCUUUCGGCUUGUCACGAGCUUUAUGCACAGAGUUUCUCCGGAAACAAUGUAUUAUAGCGAAUUUAACUAAAGAACAAGAGAAAAUGCUACGAGAUAACAUAGAUCGAAUGUUUGAUGAGACCGAGCCAUGGCGGUAG
Molecule: messenger RNA, 1495 nt
Organism: Atta colombica
Lineage: Eukaryota; Metazoa; Arthropoda; Insecta; Hymenoptera; Formicidae
Exons: 9
Coding region: 104-1495 (463 amino acids)
Source: RefSeq, a predicted model, not a curated record